CUCUUGCCGGCCGGCCGUUUUCAAUGAACUGGGAACUGCAGAAGGAGCACGCAAAACGUCAUUUCCGGAGAACUGGAGCCACGCCUUGUGGGCUGCAACAUGGAGGCGACCGGUGGAAAUGAUGAGGUGGUUUCCGGGGAACUGGCGUCUGUGGCGCACGCUGUUUCUCUCCCAGCCGAGUCUUACGGCAACGAUCCUGAUAUUGAGAUGGCUUGGGCCAUGAGAGCAAUGCAGCAUGCUGAAGUCUACUACAAACUGAUUUCAUCAGUUGACCCACAGUUCCUGAAACUCACCAAAGUGGAUGACCAAAUCUAUUCUGAGUUUCGGGAAAAUUUUAAGAAACUCAGGAUAGAUGUAUUGGACCCAGAAGAGCUCAAAUCAGAAGCAGCUAAAGAGAAGUGGAGACCAUUCUGUUUGAAGUUUGAUGGGAUUGUAGAAGACUUCAACUAUGGUACUUUGCUGCGACUGAACUGUUCUCAGGGCUACACUGAGGAAAACACCAUCUUUGCACCCAGGAUACAAUUUUUUGCCAUUGAAAUUGCUCGGAACAGGGAAGGUUAUAACAAAGCAGUUUACACUAGUGUUCAGGACAAAGAAGAAGAGAAAGGAGCCAACAAUGGAGAAGACAAAGGAGCCAACAAUGGAGGAGAAGAAGAGAAAGGAGCCAACAGAGAAGGAGAAAAGGAGAAAACCAACAAAGGAGGAGAAAAAGAGAAAGAAGCCUACAAAGAAGUCAACAAAAGUGGUGAAACAGCUAUGUAAGGUAGACAGGGAACAGCACUCUAGAAGCUGUGAUUCAACUGAGCCUACAAGUACCAUUAUGCUACUUGCACAGGCCCCUGUGGUC
Balaenoptera ricei (Rice's whale) is the source of this 847-nucleotide messenger RNA. RefSeq names its product polysaccharide biosynthesis domain containing 1 (gene PBDC1). Bases 100 to 762 code for a protein of 220 amino acids. The transcript has 6 exons. The record is from RefSeq and is a predicted model, not a curated record. Gene Ontology annotation, cellular component: cytoplasm. Lineage: Eukaryota; Metazoa; Chordata; Mammalia; Artiodactyla; Balaenopteridae.